GGUUUGAGAAGCAAAAGAGGCAGAGUUUGGGACGUGGAAAGCGAGAAUUGUGUGAGUGAGGGAAGUGGAGGGCAGAGUGAUCCUGAGGAACAUUCAGCAAAGCAAUUGAGUAUUCGUGGAGGCAUCUGCAGAAUGACCAGCAGGGUGGCCCUGUUUUAAGGUCAGGUGCUGUCGUGAUCUACGCACAAGCCAACUGACACUUGUCAUCAUGGCAGAAAUUUGUGAAUGGGGAUGAUCAUUGCUGGACCGCAGUGUGGGCUGCUGUGAUUCAUCGGAAGACUAGUAGUGGCCAGGAUGACUAGCUGGUUUGCCUGUUCCUCCAAGCACAAACAAACGGCUGACUGGAAUAAAUAUGAUGAGCGUUUGAUGAGAGCAGCAGAGAGGGGAGAUGCAGAGAAGGUCUCAUCCACACUUGCCAAGAAGGGGGUUAAUCCCAGCAAACUUGAUUUGGAGGGACAUUCAGCAUUUCAUGUUGUAGCUUCAAAGGGUCACCUGGAAUGUCUGAAUCUUAUCCUGGUACAUGGGGUAGAUCUCGUAGCUCCAGAUGCAGCAGGUAGAAACGCUCUGCAUUUAUCAGCAAAGUAUGGCCACUCCUUGUGUCUGCAGAAAUUGCUGCAGUUCAAUUGCCCAACAGAAAAUGUGGAUCUGCAAGGCCGCACUGCUUUACAUGAUGCAGCCAUGUCUGAUUGCUGUUCCAGUGUGCAGCUUCUCUGUGAUCAUGGAGCAUCUGUUAAUGCAAAAGAUGGGGAUGGAAGGUCUCCCCUGGCGCUCUCGACUCAGAUGUGUCGUCCUGCCAUAUGUCAAGUUUUAAUAGAAAAAGGAGCAGACAUAAAUUCCAGAGACAAGCAGAAUAAAACCCCCUUGAUGCUGGGCUGUGAGUAUGGCUGCAAAGAGGCAGUGGAUGUCUUAUUAAGAGCUGGAGCUGAUGUUAACUUGGUUGACUCCUUUGGUCAUGACUGUGCAUAUUACAGCAGAAUUGGAGAUAACCUGGAGAUCCUGACUAUGAUCAAAACAGCCAUGGAGAAUUCACCUCAAGGGCUAGAUCCUGUUCGAAGGAUUGUCUCUCUGCGCACGAGAAGAACAAAGCAGAACUCAGUGGAAGAGGGUAGUGUUGUGUCUAAAGAUAAGUCACUGGAUCUGGAAGUUGAGAAUGAAAACUUACGAGAGAGGCUUCUGAAAAUACAACAUGAGCAUAGAACUCUCUUUGAGAAAGUGGAGGGGCUACAACAUCAGCUCAGCCAGGAGCAAAUGAUGACUGAUGACCUAGAGAAUGAGAAGGAGCAUCUGAAUUCUAUUCUAGAAGGAAAAGAAAAAGAACUGGAAGAAUGUCUGAGAAACAUGGAAAUUUUGAGUGGAAAAGUGAGAUUUUAUGAGCAGAAGAAUUACUUGCUACAGAACAGCCCAUUCAAUAAUGGAAAAGAUGAAGUUGUGAUGAAACAGAAUUCUAUACUGGGUGUGGACCCACAGCUUGCAGCUCACCUGCCUGCCAGGUCGCCGCUGCGGCCUUUGGAGCUCCCAGGAGAGAAUACAGAUCAGCAGCACCAUGAAUUGGAAACUAUGCGUAGAUACUAUGAAGCUGCAAGAGAUGAAACAAUAAAGUUGCAACAGGAGUUAUCGAGGAGGUCUUCUGAAUGUAUGGCGCUUGUCUCAGAGAGAGAUCGGUGCAAGACAGAGUCCGACCAGCAAAUUCAGCAACUAGAAGAUGCAUUGCGAGAUGUACAGAAAAGAAUGUUGGACUCUGAGGGGAAGGUCAAGCAAAUGCAAACUCAUUUCUUAGCCCUAAAAGAUCACCUGACUCAGGAAGCUCUGAGUGGUAGUUCCCGUGCUGAGGACAUGCAGGAGCAGUUGAGAGAAGUAAAAGGAAAAUACGAGGGAGCAUCGGCCGAGGUUGGCCAACUACGAAAUCAGCUGCGCCACAAUGAACUACUGGUACAAGAGCUACGUAGAGAGGAUGCCCGAUUGCAUAAGGAAUAUCGCAGGCUGCAAGAUGAGAUGGCUGUUUGUGAAGAAGACAGGGAGCAUGCAAAACGUAUAACACAGGAGGCUAGAGAGCAGCUUGCCCUUUCUGUCACUACAGACAAGUUUGAGAACAUGCGCAGUCUGCUUAUCAAUGAAGUAAAUGAGAAGUCCCGGGCAUUAGAAAUGGCUGAAGGGGAAUUGGAACAAGUGCAACAAGAGCUUGAAACUGCACAAAGAGAAAAGAAAAGAACAGAAAUCAAGUUAGAUACAUUGAGGAAAGAAGUUGAAGAAAUGAACGGUAAGAACCAAAGCCUGAGACGAGAGGGUGAAAAACUGCAAGCAGAAAAGGUUCUGCUAUUGCGGCAAAUUGAGGAUCUUGCCACACAAAUUAAGAGCCAACAUGUCCCAGCUGAGUUUCACGUGGAGACCAAAAGAGCUUUAGAAGAAACCAUUUCUCAGCUUAACCAGAGACUAGCCGAUUAUGAAAAGAAUCACAGAAAGUCUGAAAUGGAUAUGGAAAAACUGCAGAAAGAGAAAAAAGUGUUAACUGAGAAUAUAUCACUGCUUCACACCUCAAGUACCUCCAAAGAGAAAUAUGAAAAAGAGCUUAAAUACAUGAACACUAGGGUUAUAGAGCUGGAAAGACAGCUGGCUGAGGCACAGAGGAAAUUUGACGAGGAGACUGCAAGAGCAAGUAGUCUUCAGUUGGAGAAUGCUAGUUUUAGGGAGGAUUAUCUGCCACUGACCACCCACCAGAAGGUCACUUCCAUGCUGACUAGUGAGCGUGACAGGACUAAAGAAGAGCUGGUAACUCUAAAGAAGCAAGUUGAAAAAGAAUAUGGAGAGAAGGCUAUACUAGAGUCACAGCUUCAGAGUCAGUGUUCAAAACACACAGCACUGCAAGCACAGGCAGAUCAUGAAUCUCUCAAGCGGGAAGAUAUGCAAGCAGAGAUGGAAAGCAUUGUUCGAGAACGAGAAGAACUGCAAGCACAGCUGAAAACCAGAGCGGAAGAGCUAUCCGAUUUGCAUGCUUUAAUGAGCCAGCUGAAAAUUCAGGUAGAUAAUGAAUAUGUGAAGCUUAAAGUACAUGAAGAGAAAAUGGUGGAACUGCAAAGGCAAAAAGAGCAAAUUUUGCAAGAGUUAUCUCAAGCCCAUGCCAAGAACCAGCAAUCUCAAGAGGAAGUGCUGAGACUUCAGACUGCCAUCCAGGAGCAGAAAAAGGAGCUUGAUACACUGCAUCACUGCAUUUCAGAGAAAUACGCUCCACUUGCCAGUAUAGAAGAAAGAGAGCAAAGCUUUCAGAAAUCGCUUAGUGCACUAGAGAAUGAACUGCAGGAGGAACGCGGCAAAAGCAGAGAGACUCUGCACAUGUUGGAGCAACAUAAGCAGAAGGCACAAGCCCUCCAGAAAGAACUGGAGUGUGCAAAAUUAGCGUUACAACAGGAACGCGCUGCUCAGGAGAAAGAGAAGCUUAUGCUGCGAAGUCAACUAGCAGAAAUGCAAGCACUACUUCUUGAACUGCAGAAGUCCGAGACUGAGAUGAAGCAGAAACAGCAAGAACUACGAGAACAUAACUUAAAGGCUCAAAACAGAAUCUGUGAGAUGAAAAAUCAACUGAGCAACCAGUACAUUCCCAUUCAGCAGCACGAGGAACUAAAAACUAUUUUAAGCAACACCAAGUUAUCUCUAGAGGUAAAGGUGAAAGAACAAAUUUGUCUGUAUGAAAGGGAACAGGAGAAAGUAAUGAGUCUGGAAAAAGAACUUGAGAAACAGAAAGAUGGUUCUCUUUCCCUAGUGCAACAUGCCCAAGAGAUAAAGGCCUGGGAAAAAAGACAAACAGAAACACAGAAAAGGCUGCAGGAAAAGGAGGAAGAAGCACAGGCAGCGAUGCGAGAGAUUAAACACCUCACCGAUGAAGCACACACACUUCAUCUCAACUUGCAGGAGGCAGAGCGAGAGAAAGAAAAUUGUGCUGCUACAAGGAUAAAACUAGAGCAGAAAGUAGCUCAGAUUGAACAAACCAGCAACAAGGACAACGAAGAAGCCAGGCAAAUGGCCCAAGAGUUGCAAAAAUCACAAGAGGAGAAUGUAAAUUUAAAAGAGAAGAACAGUGUCAUUGAACAUGAAAUUUCACAGCUCAAAGGAAGGUACAAUGAAUCUGUGACCACGAUAGAAGAGCUAAAGAGCCGAAUCCUGUUGUCAGCCAAAGACCUUAAAGACAAGGACAAAGAGAUCUCUGUUCUCGUUGAUGAUGUGGAGCGGUUGAAAAUGGCUAAAAUCCAGAUGACGGAAGUUGCUGGGAAGAAACUGUCAAGUGAGAUCUUGCAGUCUCAGGUGCUAUCUCUACAGCGCCAAUUGGAGGAAGCUCAACAGAAACAUCAGGACAUCAUUUCCAUCUACCGCUCACACUUGCUUAGUGCUGUCCAGGGUCACAUGGAUGCUGAUGUUCAAGACGCCUUGUUACAAAUUAUCCACAUGCGACAAGAGCUUGUUUGCUGAAAUCAUCUCUCCUUCUGUUAUGUGAAUAGCGGCCAGGGGCUCACUGUACGUUAAACUAGUAUGAUUCAAUAUAUGCAAUUAUGGGAGACUAAAAUACUAAAUAAAUGUGUUUAGGAAGGGCGUUAGUAACGGUACACACAUAAGGACACAAAGAAGAGAGGUAAAUAGGAAUGCACCGAAUCCACUAUUUUGGAUUUGGCAGAAUACCGAACCAAACCCUAAUUUUCAUAUGCAAAUUAGUGGUGGGAAGGUGAAAACAUUUUUUACUUCCUUGCUUGGUGACAAAAAGUCACGCAAUUUCCCUCCCCGCCCCUAAUUUACAUAUGCAAAUUAGGAUUUGGGUUUCGGCCGGAAAAGGCCGAAUCCCGAACUGAAUCCUGGAUUCGGUGCAUCAUGUAGAAGAGAAGGUGAUGGAAGGUACUUAAUGAUAAUGGUAAGAGUAAUGUGACGUACUGGGGGCCUUAAAGUUGGUUGUUGGAUUGUCUAUGAGAGAGGAAAAUGAAUACAGACACAAAGAAUGCAACAAGAGAUGGAGGUGAGAGAGGAAGAAAAUGCCCUGCAAUGGGACAUGUGAUCUGAGUGAGAUGGACAUUAGAGAGAGAAUAUGUAAGUGUAAUAAAGGGCUGGGUAUGAGAAUAGAGAAGGCAACAUACAAUGGGAGGUAAGAUUUGACCUGUAUCUUAUAAAAGGGGAAUAUAACUUGAGGGGGAUAAUUUUCUUAGGAGCACAAUGUACAAUACUUAUUUGUGUACAUUAGUAUUCACUAUUUGCUCAGCCAAGUUCUUUAUUUUCACCCUUGCCUGAAAAAACAGAUCUUGGUUGUUAUACUAAGCUCUAAAAUGCCUUAAAGGGCACCAAUAAUUUACAAAGUAAAUACACUAUGUGAAAGUUCAAGAAAUCUGAUUUUUAAAACAGUUAGAAUUGUUUGUUUAAUGUAAAUCAUCAGCUUACUAUACCUUCUGCAGGAUCUCCCCUAUCUCUACUGCAGUUCUAGCUGAGGCAGGCAUCUUGGAUUUCACUGGCUCCUCCUACCUAUAUCUUCGCAACCAACUGCAGCUCUGAAAUCUCGCACAUGCUCAGUUGAAAUUCCUUGGUUGCCUAGAAACACUUCUUGGCUAUUUUCAAAGCAGCCAAACUUCUGUGUUAACUGCUGUUCAGUAGUCCUGCCACCUUCUGGAAGUUAGUGUGUGCCCUUCAUUUGCACAAUGACAUCACCAGCAGGGGACAAGAGAGGGAAAUCUUGUGAUAUUUCUAGUGGAGGAGUUUACUAAAGCUAGGCAUUCUGGGUAGAAUACUCUGGACACUGCUACAAACUGAGCAUGCUCCUGAAAUUUGCAUAUUAUAGUCACAGUAUGGAUUCCCUCAGUGAAAGAACCCAUUUGACAAAGUAAAGGAUUUUUUAAAAGCUGCUGGUUUUUUUUUUCUUUCUAAAAACUGUAUAUGUAGUUUGAUUAAAUGUGUCUAGGUUGUACUGGUCAGAUUGUUAAUAUGCCUUUGAUUUUGGCUGUGAUAGGUGCCCUUUAAAUGUAUUCAGUAUAUAAUGGUCAUUAAUAGAACUGAGACUUACAGGAAAAACACCAGGCUCCACAUUACCAGUUUACACUCCCAGUACAUAGACGUAGAAUUCUGUAUUUAUUUUGUACAUUAUAUAUAUUUUGUAUGGAUGAAUUUGAUCACUUCAUGGAAUGAACAGCUGGUCUGACAGAUAUUCCAUGGGGACUAGUGUAUAGGGGGCAGGUCUAUAUCCAGUAUACAUUCAUGUGCCAGACAUUUGCCUUUUCUUUCCUUUUAUUAUGUCUUUUAGACCUGUUUACAGCAGUGUUUGCUUACAGUACCCGUUACUAUUUUUGCUCAUGCUGGACAAUAGUGAGCCUGGCUUCUUUUAUACCUUUUCACUUAGAGGCAAAAAUAUGUGUUUGUUCUCAGUCCUAUUUCUUGGCUGCAUUUGUGUAAAGUACAAUAAAUAAAUCAUGUAAAA
Messenger RNA from Xenopus laevis (African clawed frog), 6436 nucleotides. It is a transcript of the gene uaca.S, whose product is annotated as uveal autoantigen with coiled-coil domains and ankyrin repeats S homeolog. Bases 295 to 4458 code for a protein of 1387 amino acids. Gene Ontology annotation, molecular function: actin binding. Lineage: Eukaryota; Metazoa; Chordata; Amphibia; Anura; Pipidae. The record is from RefSeq and is a predicted model, not a curated record. The transcript is spliced from 19 exons.